GUGACGUGUCCAAACAGUUCCAGCACCGGUCCGCGGGUUUCGCGUGGGACGUCUGUCGUACAUAUAAUCAUUAUUCGAUCCGCGGGGACAAGAUGCUGGACUUCUUCACCAUCUUCAGCAAAGGGGGGAUCGUGCUGUGGUGUUUCCAGGGAUCCGGGGUCACCGAGUCUUUCACCGGCCCGGUGAACGCUCUCAUCCGCUCCGUCAUCCUCCAGGAGCGAAGUGGGAACAAUUCAUACACCCACGAAGCCCUGAGUCUAAAAUACAAGCUCGACAAUGAGUUUGAGUUGAUUUUUGUGGUGGGUUUUCAAAAAAUCCUGACGCUGACAUAUGUGGACAAGUUUAUAGAUGAUGUUCAGCUCCACUUUAGGGAUCGUUAUAAGAAUGAGCUGGAGCAGAAGGGCGCCUUGAAGCUUCUCAACAACAGCUUUGAGUUUGAGGAUGACUUCAAGAUGCUUCUUAGCGAGGCAGAGAAGAGCAGCAAAGCUCGAAGUCACACCCACAUGCGCCCCUUUACUGAGUCUGAGAAGUCCAGAAAAACUGUGAAGUCUAUGAUUGAAACAAAGGGCGGGGAUAAAGUCAAGGACCCCGGUAGCAAGAAGAAUAAAAAUACCAAAAAGGAGGCUCCUGCAGCCGAGCCUGCAAAAGCGGAUCAAGUCAAGGCCUCACCCCCUGGCCAGAAAAUAGUUGAGAAUGGUAACCAGGGCUUGACUCAGGAGAUGUUGGAAAAGAAUAAAGAGGCAUUCUUCCGCAAACGUAUGGUAGUAACAACUGAAAAACCAAGUAAGUCCCCAAAGCCUCAGAAGCCGAAGGAGAAACAAAAACGCAUCUGGGGCAACGGUGGGAGCAGCAGUAAGGACCUAGACUACAGUAACAGGAAUGGAGGAGGGUCUGAUAGUGGUGAAAAGAUCCCAGACUCACAAAAUGGCCUGGGGAUGCAGCUGAGCUCCAUGAAGGGAGACCUGCCGUCUGUGGAAUACGAGUCCAGCGAGGAAGAGGAGAUGGAGGAGGAAGAGGAGAGGGUGGUUGACAAGAAUACAAGUGGAAAAAGCUCCAAAAAAGGUGGUGGUUUUGGAGGCAUGUUUGGGAUGCUGAAGGGCUUGGUGGGAUCCAAGAGCCUGUCUCAGGAGGACAUGGAGCCAGUACUGGAGAAGAUGAAGGACCACCUCAUCGCGAAGAAUGUAGCAGCCGAAAUUGCCUCCCAGCUGUGUGACUCAGUUGCCAAAAAACUGGAGGGCAAAGUCAUGGGCACAUUCACCACUGUGACCUCAACGGUAAAGCAGGCCCUGCAAGACUCACUGGUGCAGAUCCUGCAACCCAAGCGCAGGGUGGAUAUUCUGCGAGACGUCAUGGAUGCGCAGAACCAGCGCAGGCCUUUUGUCAUUACAUUUUGUGGCGUCAAUGGAGUUGGGAAGUCUACCAACCUGGCGAAGAUUUCCUACUGGCUGAUAGAGAAUGGCUUCACUGUGCUGAUCGCAGCCUGCGAUACGUUUCGUGCCGGGGCAGUGGAGCAGCUCCGUACUCAUCAGCGCCGCCUGAACUCCCUGCACCCUCCCGAGCAGCACGGGGGACAACCAGUGGUCCAGCUCUAUGAGAAGGGCUACGGGAAAGAUGCAGCCGGGAUUGCUAUGGAAGCGAUCGCCUACGCUCGCAACCAAGCUUUUGAUGUGGUGCUGGUGGACACCGCUGGACGAAUGCAGGACAACACCCCACUAAUGACGGCCCUGGCCAAACUCAUUGCAGUCAACAUGCCCGACCUAGUGCUGUUUGUUGGGGAGGCUCUUGUGGGAAAUGAGGCAGUUGACCAGCUGGUGAAGUUCAACCAGGCUCUGGCUGACCACUCCAUGUCUGACAAGCCUCGCCUCAUUGAUGGAAUAGUUCUCACUAAGUUUGACACCAUUGAUGACAAGGUCGGUGCUGCCAUCUCCAUGACUUACAUCACAGGCCAGCCGAUCGUGUUUGUGGGUACGGGGCAGACCUACAACGACCUGCGCAGCCUCAACGCCCGUGCCGUGGUCAGUGCGCUGAUGAAGGCUUAAGGGUGGCUGCGCAUUCUGCUGUGCAUUCAUCAUCGCAAGGAAGCCAACAGUACACUUGCCAUGCUGCCAUGAGAUGUUCUUGCCCUGCUAGCCUGCCUUUUCUCGCUCUUGUCCUGCCCAUCCUACUUUAGAAUCAAAUGAAUAAACUCAUUCAAAAGGUACAGGAUUUUCUCCUCCCAGUACAGGACUGACGUACACGUCAAUGGACAGAACGCUUUCCAAAACCACCAGGGGAGCCUCCCUUCGUAGAAUGAUUUUAUUUUAUUUAUUUUUUACUUUUUUGGGCCAAAUUAGAAAGUACCUCAGAUGAGCUUGGGUUUUAAAACAGUGAAGAAACAUCCAAAUGAAAUGUUAGCUGGACCUAGGCUGAGUCAUCAGUUUACAAAGUUACAAAACUUUAGCAUUUUGUCUCUCGGUUUCCUCGUCUUCAUGCAAAUGAGGUCAGGUCUGUGCCAGAGGAAGGCUUAGUGACCAAAGUGCCUCUGCCAUCUCUGUUCUUCAUUAACGCUUUGAUUGCAUAGAUGGUUCCCCACUAAGAAUACCGUGGCAGUUCAGCUCAGAAACCACUGAUGGAUCGGAGGAAGUGGGACAAGUAGGUGUGAAGAUCAGCGGUUAUCGGUUUAGCAGAUAUACCACUCUUUAAAAAAAAAAAGGAAUAUAAAAAACCAGGCUCAAAAUUGAUCACCUUUAAAGAACUACGGUACAUCAUGUACAUACUAAACUUUGCUUUGCAACAAUUUAGUUGGGAAUUUUCCGUGAAGUUCAUCUCCAAGCUCCUCGUCUCACCAGACAUCAGUUGACUCAUUUUUAUUAUGAAACCAAGACUUUGAUUCUUCAGUUUGAGAAAAGUGGAUGGAUAUGUUGUACAUUUGAUUUUUGGUUCCAUGAAGGUGCCCAUAGAUUUAAAGCCCCACUGUAUGUUGUCAGUUGUUUGUGGCCAUUUAAUUUAGUUUCCUUUUUGAUUUAUUUUUCACCUUUUAGGAAAUACACAUUUAAACUCCAGCCCCUCUAAAUUGUUAGUGCAAUAUGAGAGAAUCAAAGGUUAUACUGAAGAUUUGAACUAAUUUAUGAGAAUGUAAACAUUUCUAAAUAAAGCUGCUAUAUGCUCAAA
Cololabis saira (Pacific saury) is the source of this 3150-nucleotide messenger RNA. RefSeq names its product SRP receptor subunit alpha (gene srpra). The coding region runs from base 93 to 2039 and encodes 648 amino acids. Gene Ontology annotation, cellular component: endoplasmic reticulum membrane; signal recognition particle receptor complex. Gene Ontology annotation, molecular function: ATP hydrolysis activity; signal recognition particle binding; GTPase activity. Gene Ontology annotation, biological process: SRP-dependent cotranslational protein targeting to membrane. The record is from RefSeq and is a predicted model, not a curated record. The transcript has 15 exons. Lineage: Eukaryota; Metazoa; Chordata; Actinopteri; Beloniformes; Belonidae.